Cyprinodon tularosa is the source of this 740-nucleotide messenger RNA. It is a transcript of the gene cript, whose product is annotated as cysteine-rich PDZ-binding protein. The record is from RefSeq and is a predicted model, not a curated record. The coding region runs from base 116 to 421 and encodes 101 amino acids. NCBI's taxonomy places the organism in Eukaryota, Metazoa, Chordata, Actinopteri, Cyprinodontiformes, Cyprinodontidae. Gene Ontology annotation, molecular function: PDZ domain binding; microtubule binding. Gene Ontology annotation, cellular component: dendrite. The transcript is spliced from 5 exons. Gene Ontology annotation, biological process: cytoplasmic microtubule organization.
GAAGAAGAAGAAGAAGACCGUAACGUCACCGCAGCACCGGAAGUUUUUGUUAGCAGAGGAAGAUAAAAGCUACCAAGAGUUUUCUUUCUGUAUUUACAGUUAAUACAUCGGAGACAUGGUUUGUGAAAAAUGUGAGAAGAAGCUUGGCAGAGUGAUCACUCCGGACACCUGGAAGGAUGGAGCCCGGAACACAACAGAAAGUGGAGGGCGCAAGUUAAAUGAAAACAAGAUGCUGACAUCUAAAAAAGCCAGGUUUGACCCUUACAGCAAGACGGGCUUUGCUAUCUGCAGGAUCUGCAAGAGCUCAGUUCAUCAGCCUGGAUCUCACUACUGCCAGGGCUGCGCUUACAAGAAAGGAAUCUGUGCGAUGUGUGGAAAGAAGGUUCUGGAAACCAAGAACUACAAGCAGACGUCAGUGUGAUGCGUUGCUGGUUUGCAUGAGUGCAGGAAGAGAAAAAAUAGACUGAGAAAGAGGCAUCAGAAGUGACACCGUUCUCUUUAUUUCGGAUUAUUGUAUCACAUCACUGGAAAUGUUCCAUUCACAUGCAGACAGCGCCAGCUCCAAACAGAUCACCUGACUCUAAAAUAAUGGAUGCUGAAGAUUUUUGUCCGAUUUGUAAAUCCAGUACCUAAACUAACUUUUCUUCCUUUUUUAGUUUUAUGUGCAUGUAAUAUAUUGUGUUAAACUUGAGUGAAAUAAAGUUGCCAGUUUGGCAAAAUGGUUUGUUUCCCUCCAGCCA